AUGACAAACUACAAGAAGGAAGCUUGUGAUUUUUUCGAUACGUCCAACAAACAGAUCAAAGCCUUUGAUAUCACAGAUCCACUGAAUCCGAAACAACAAAUUUCUGGAUUUAUUUGUAAGAAGGAUGGUCCAUUCGGAGGAUCUCUUGUGAUCACUCAUGUAAAUAAUCAAAAAUUGGAUAAAUUACAAAAGAUUUAUGGUGUUCCCAAGUUGUUGUACCCAUAUUCCGAUAAGAAGAAGAAGAAGAGAGAUGAUGAUGAGGAUGUUCAUGAUGGAGAGAAGGAAGAAAAUAGUGCUGAUAAUGAAGGAGGAGAAGAAUUGCAAUUGUCUGGAUUAAAGUACAAGGAGAGUUUUAAAACUGAUGAUAAAGUGACAAAUUUCGUACUUUCGAACAAGUGGAAUGGAACAAAUGUAUUAUUCUUUAAAUAUUAUGAUAAGAAUGGAAAUUUAUUUGUCUCUGCCAAAACAAAGGGAAGUCCUACUUUAACUGAUACUCAAUAUGGUGAUUUUUAUGCAUUGACCUUAGAGGCAUUGUAUGGAUCGAGUAGUGACAGAAAGUCAAUUGAUGUAAAGAAUCCACCUGCCAUUUUGAAAGAAUUUAUUACUAGACCUGAAAUUCAAUCUCUAUCGUGUGAAUUGUGCGGAAAGAAAGAACCUCAUCUGGUCCUGUAUGAUUUUGAUAUUGAUCUCAAACCACUAUUCAUGCAACAUUUAAAUGGAGGAUUUAUUGAACCAGUCAUGAAUACUGAAUCCAAUCAACAAUAUGAAUUCAAUGGAUUUGAAAAGAUGACAGAAAUUUGUAAAUCAAGACAAGUAGCCGACUUUAUUAAGAAUGAGGAAUAUAGAAAGAUGAACAAUCUGGAAGUAAGAUAUGAGUAUAAUCACUUUAUCACUGAAGGAGCUGUUUUAUACAUUUGUUGCAAACCGUCUUCAAUUCAUCCUUCUAUUGAAAGUAAGGAAAAUUGGCCAGGUGUCACCAAUAGAAGAUUGUACAAAAUCAAACCAAAAGAUAUUGAAGAGGUUCACUGGUCUGUAUUUGGAGACAAACAAAAAGAAUUGGUCAAUAUUGCAAUCAAGAAACUUCUUCAAAGAGAAAAGGACUUUUCCAAAGAAUCUCUGAUUGAAGAAUUAGAUAUUGGACCAAAGGAAUUCUCACGAUUCCAACACGAUCUAAUGCAAUAUGCAAGAGUUCAAUAUAAUGCAAUGGCAAAGACCACCUCCUCAUCUUCUUCCAAAUCAACCAAAAAGAAGAAGAAAAAGUAA
This is a messenger RNA of Naegleria gruberi, 1263 nucleotides long. RefSeq lists its product as uncharacterized. The record is from RefSeq and is a predicted model, not a curated record. Lineage: Eukaryota; Heterolobosea; Eutetramitea; Acrasida; Naegleriidae. The coding region runs from base 1 to 1263 and encodes 420 amino acids. The transcript has 3 exons.